AUGCAGAGGGACUCUGUAGAACACAGAUGGACACCAGAGGAGGCAGAGGUCCAUGAGAAUUUCAGAUCCACACUGAAGAGCAAGUUUCAGCAUCUGGUUGAGGGAAUACCUAAUCAGGGAGAAUCCAGACUCCUCCAGGAGAUCUACACAGAUCUCUACAUCAAAAAGGGAGGAGGAGGGGUCAAUGAUGAACAUGAGGUCAGACAGAUAGAGAGAGCAUCUAUUACAAAAGCAUCUUGGGGAGAAGCAUCACAAGAUAGACCAAUCAAAUGCAGUGACAUCUUUAAUCCCUUAUCUGGACAACACAAACCCAUCAGAACAGUGCUGACAAAGGGAGUGGCGGGCAUUGGGAAGACAGUCUCUGUGCUGAAGUUCUGCCUGGACUGGGCUGAAGGACAUGCCAAUCAGGAUGUCCACUACAUAUUUUCUCUUCCUUUCCGAGAGCUGAACCUGAUGAAGGACAAAAGAUUUAGUCUGGUGGAGCUUCUUCAGCACUUUUUCCCAGAAAUAAAAGAUUCCAAAAUCUUCACCAGUUCAGAGCACAGAGUUAUGUUAAUCUUUGAUGGUCUGGAUGAGUGUCGACUUAAUCUAGAUUUCUGCUCCAACUUGAGAUGUUGUGAUGUGACAGAGCCAGCCUCAGUGGACGUGCUGCUGACAAACCUCAUCAAGAAGAAUCUGCUUCCCUCUGCUCUCCUCUGGAUCACCACCCGGCCAGCAGCAGCCAAUCAGAUCCCUCUUAAGUAUUUGGACCAGGUGACAGAAAUAAGGGGAUUCAAUGACCCACAGAAAGAGGAGUACUUCAGGAAGAGAAUCAGUGAUGAGAACCUGGCCUGCAAAACCAUCACACACCUGAAGUCAUCCAGGAGCCUCUACAUCAUGUGCCACAUUCCAGUCUUCUGCUGGAUUUCAGCCACAGUGGUAGAGAGAGCAUCAGUUGAAUCAGACCAUCUAGAAAUGCCAAGAACUCUCACUCAAAUGUAUACUCACUUCCUGAUCAUUCAGACUUGCAUCAAAAAAGAAAAAUACACAAAGAGAAAAGAGACAGAUGAAGAGAUGAUUUUCAAACUGGGCAAACUGGCUUUCCAACAGCUGGAGAAAGGCAAUCUGAUUUUCUAUGAGGAUGACCUGAGAGAAUGUGGAAUUGAUGUCACAGAAGCAUCAGUGUACUCAGGAGUGUGUACUCAGAUCUUCAGAGAGGAGUCUGGGCUGCACCAGGGGAAGGUGUUCAGCUUUGUGCAUCUGAGCAUUCAAGAGUUUCUUGCAGCUUUAUAUGUGUUCCUCUGUUUCAGAAACCCAGAGAGAAGCAUUUCUGACCUACAGCAAGCCACUCCGCUCGCUACUCUGUUCGGAGCUGCAACACUGCAUGAUCUACACAAGACUGCAGUGGACCUGGCCUUACAGAGUAAGAACGGACACCUGGACCUUUUCCUCCGCUUCCUUUUGGGCCUGUCACUGGAGUCCAAUCAGAAUCUAUUAAUGCACCUACUGCCACAGACAAUAUGUCAACCACAGAGCUCAGAGCAAACGGUCCAGUAUGUCAAACAGAAGAUCAGAGAUGAAGAUGAUUCAGACAGAAAGAUCAACCUGUUCUACUGUCUGAAUGAGCUGAAUCGUCAUGCUGUAGUGGAGAAGAUUGACAGGAGCUCUGGAACUCUAUAUGUAGUCAUGCUCUUACCAGGAGAGUGGAAGACUAGGAGAUUCCGGGAGCAGCUGGAUGAGUUUGACCUGCAGAAGUACAUAAAGACACCAGAGACUGAUCAGACUGAACUCCUCAGUCCAGAUGAAGUUCUUCAAGGGCUGGUGCCAGUGGUCACAGCAUCCACAUCAGCUAAGCUGCUGUAUUGUUCCCUCACAGACAAGAGCUGUGCUGCGAUAGCGUCAGCUGGCAGAUCAAACUCCUGCAGUUUGAAGGAGCUGAACCUGAGUGGCAAUGAGCUUCAUGAUGCAGGAGUUCAGCAUCUCUCAGAGCUCCUCAAGAAUCCCCACUGCAAACUGGAGAAACUAGGGCUGAUGAGUUGUUCCCUCACAGAGAAUAGCUGUGCUGCGAUAGCGUCAGCUGCCAGAUCAAACUCCUGCAGUUUGAAGGAGCUGGACCUGAGUGGCAAUGAGCUUCAUGAUGCAGGAGUUCAGCAUCUCUCAGAGCUCCUCAAGAAUCCCCACUGCAAACUGGAGACACUAGUAGUGGAUGGUCGUACCUUCCUAAAGGAGAGUACAGCAGCAGCAGCAGCCUCUGCUAGCAGCUCCCACUCAGAUGCUGCAGAGCUGCACCUCAGAGACAAAGUCCAGCAGGACCCAGGAGCACAGCUGCUCUCUCUGGACACUCACACGGAGGAACACCUCAUUGAUGCCCCACAGAGGAGCUGUGAAUCCUGUGCUGAAGUUCCAGACUCCAGCCACUGGGUCCUGUUGAAGCCUGAAGUCUCCACAGAUGAGAGUGUCUCCACCUAUAGCCUGAGCUCUCCUGCAGGGAGGUAUGAGUGCUCAGAGUCUGGUCUGCGCUGGACAUGUGAUGGUCCAGUCACCCUGCAGUACUGCUUCAUGGACUGGCAUGUCUUUGCUGAAGAGCUGGCCCACAUGCAGUCCAGACCAGCUGGUCCUCUGAUGGACAUCAGGGUCAUGUCAGGAGAGCUGGAGGAGAUCCACCUGCCACAUUUCCUCUGUUUGGGGGGUUUUGAGGCGUCUGUGGGUGAUGCUGUGAGGGUCCUGCAUGGGCGGGAGAGUGGAGUGUGUGUGGAGGUGUGUGAGCUGACCCGACACCAUGCCAGGCUUCUCCACCCCUCCUUCUCUCUGUUAGGGCUGGUGUAUUACCUGAAGGAUCUGUUUUCUUCCAAAGUCCACUGUGAGCUGCUGCUCUUCUGCACCUGCACCGCCUCCUCUGGUUCUCCAGGCCUACCUGGUGCCGACCCACCAACGACCCAGCUCACAUCCGGGCCAUCCUCCAGAAGGAUGUGGGAGAAGGAGAAGACAGGGGUGUGGAUCGACAAACCCCGGCCUUGGGCUCACUCCGAGAGAUGGACACCUUUUGUGUGA
Molecule: messenger RNA, 3030 nt
Organism: Alosa alosa (allis shad)
Lineage: Eukaryota; Metazoa; Chordata; Actinopteri; Clupeiformes; Clupeidae
Product: protein NLRC3-like
Molecular function (GO): protein binding
Source: RefSeq, a predicted model, not a curated record